AUGAUUGAGCAGCAAUCUCAAUAUGUGCAUUGUGAAAUUAUGAUUGUUGGUCACCUUGAACCAAUUUUUAUUUCUUUUGUUUAUGGGUGUAAUACGGGAGUGGAAAGACGUGAUCUUUGGAGAAAUAUUGGUAAAUUUAGUGCUUUUGUCCAAAGGAAAGCUUGGGUUGUAAUGGGAGAUUUCAACUCUAUGCUUUUUCCACAUGAUGGUUUGGGCGGCUCCUCUAGACGAAACUCUGAUAUGGAGGAGUUUCAUCUUUGUCUGGAAGAGGCUGAAUUGUUUGAUAUCUCGUAUCAGGGAUGCCAAUUUACCUGGAUACAGAAACCUUCAGGGGGUAAUGGUAUUAUGCGUAAACUUGAUCGUAUCUUAGGGAAUUCUGCUUUUAUUGCUCAAUUUGGGGACGCCUCGGUUUUCUUUGAACCAAGGGGGAUCUCAAAUCAUUCUCCGGGUAUUCUUUCUUUUAAAGUUGGUAGACGUAUUCGUCAGUGUGGUUUUAAAUUUGAUAAUUUUAAUACUUCUCAUGUGGAUUUCCUUAAGUCUGUGGAGGGGGUGUGGAUAAAACCUCUGAGAGGUUCAUAUAUGAAAAUAGUGAUUCGGAAAUUGCAAGAAAUGAAAGGGGUUUGUCGUCGGCUCAAAAAUUCUUAUGGGUGUUUGGAUAAUAGGGUGGCUCAGUUAAAGACGGAGCUUGAUGUUGCUCAAUUGGCUUGUGAUCUAGACCCGUUUAAUGAUUUGCUGAAAGAGGAUAUUGCUCACCUCUUAUUCGCAUAUCAAAAGGCUAGAAAUGAUCAAGAGGAUAUGGUUCGUCAAAAAGCUAAGAUCUCUUGGCUUAAUGAAGGUGAUGGAAACUCAAAUUUCUUCUUCCAUGUUAUGAAAGAGAAGCGUAAUAGGAGCCAUAUUGCUACUAUUAGGGAUUCGUUUGGUACUGUUUUUGAGCAUCAGGAUGUUCCAAAAGCUUUUAUUAAUCACUUUGAAGGAAUUCUGGGUACUUCUAAUAUGUUGGUUCCUCCUUCCAUGGUGGAUUGCUCAUUUGCUCAUUCUCUUUCGUUAUCGGAAUCUCUGCACUUAAUUAGGCCGAUUUCGGAUAUGGAAAUAAAGGAUGCUCUGUUUGAUAUUGGGAAUGAUAAGGCGCCACGACCUGAUGGGUUUUCGUCAAAAUUCUUUAAAGCGGCUUGGAGCGUGGUGGGUAAGGUCCUUACGUUCUCAUUGGGAUUCAUAAUUUUAUCUAUUCUGGAACUUUGGAAUAUCAGCUGA
Cynara cardunculus var. scolymus (artichoke) is the source of this 1251-nucleotide messenger RNA. RefSeq lists its product as uncharacterized. NCBI's taxonomy places the organism in Eukaryota, Viridiplantae, Streptophyta, Magnoliopsida, Asterales, Asteraceae. The coding region runs from base 1 to 1251 and encodes 416 amino acids. The transcript has a single exon. The record is from RefSeq and is a predicted model, not a curated record.